This is a messenger RNA of Alternaria alternata, 1550 nucleotides long. RefSeq names its product Ebp2-domain-containing protein. Gene Ontology annotation, biological process: rRNA processing; ribosomal large subunit biogenesis. The record is from RefSeq and is a predicted model, not a curated record. Gene Ontology annotation, cellular component: nuclear periphery; nucleolus; preribosome, large subunit precursor. The transcript is spliced from 2 exons. The coding region runs from base 96 to 1391 and encodes 431 amino acids. Lineage: Eukaryota; Fungi; Ascomycota; Dothideomycetes; Pleosporales; Pleosporaceae.
GUUUACGAAUUAUUUUCUGGGAAGCUUUGACGUCUGAUCUUCUGCGCCGCCAAAGAUUCGAACACCUUUCACAACGACCUUGGAAAUCAAGCGAAAUGGCGAAAAGCAAGCUCAAGGCCGCGCUCGACAACUACCAGGGCCGGAACAUCAAGCUCGAGAAGCAGCGCAAGCACGAGAAGCAGGCGCACAAACAGAAGGAAAAGCGACAAGCCGAGAAGGCGGAGGAGAAUGGCGAGGAGGAUACUGAAGAGGGAGGCGUGCCUGUGCCCCUAGAUGAGGUAGAGGUCAAGGUCAAUGGCAAGACGAAAAAGUCGAAGAAGGACAAAAAGACCGACGCAAAGCCUGCAAAGGCUGCGCCAGCAGUCAAGGAGCCUGAAUGGGAGACGGAUGAGGAAGACGAUGACGACGCGAGUGACGACGACGAUGAUGCGCCCGAGCGACCGGCGAUCGACCUCUCUCACCUGGACGACAGCGAGAGUGACAUCAGCUCCGACGAAGAAGAGUUGCAGGCUGAGGAUGCCGCAGCCGAGGCCGAGGAGGCUGAAGACGAUGACGAGGAAGAUGAGGAGGAUGAGGAUGAGGACGACAUUGCACUCUCUGAUCUCGACUCUGUCGCCUCAGAGGACAAGGGUGACAUUAUCCCCCACCAGCGCCUCACCAUCAACAACACGGCCGCCCUCACCGCCGCCUUGACUCGCAUACAACUGCCUUACUCCAAACUUGCUUUCUCCGAGUACCAGGCCGUUACCACGGAUGAGCCUGUCGAGAUCGCCGACGUCGAAGAUGACCUCAACCGUGAGCUCGCGUUCUACAAGCAAUGCCUGUCUGGUGUCAAGGAUGCGCGGAAGAAGUUGAAGAAGGAGGGUGUGGCAUUCUCUCGACCAGCAGACUACUUUGCCGAGAUGGUCAAGAGCGAUGAGCACAUGGGCAAGAUCAAGCAAAAGCUGAUUGAUGCCGCUGCUGGCAAGAAGGCCGCUGCUGAGGCACGUAAGCAGAGAGACUUGAAGAAGUUUGGCAAGCAGGUCCAGGUCGCGAAGCUGCAGGAGCGCGCCAAGGAGAAGAAGGACACAAUUGAGAAGAUUCAGACUCUCAAGAGGAAGCGACAAGGUGCCGAUAUCACAGCUACGAAUGAGGAAGACCUCUUCGAUGUCGCCGCCACCGCCGAGGACCCCAAAGACAAACGCGGUCGUGGAGCUGACGGCAAGGCCUUCAACAAGCGCGCAAAGAAGGACUCCAAGUACGGUUUCGGCGGCAAGAAGCGUCACGCGAAGAGCAACACUGCGGAGUCCAGUGCAGAUGGAAGCGGCUUCUCAGCUCGCAGGAUGAAGGGAAAGCCCAGCGGCGGUGCGAGCAAACGACCCGGCAAGGACAAGAGGGCGAAGAGACAUUAGGUGAUGUAGUCAUAUGGAAGGCUAAGUGACGUGUUCAGGUCGCUUUCUGCAUGCGUAUGGCGCUCUGGCGUUCAGGGACUGAGUAUAAAAGCCAACAUGUAUUCUAUGAGGCGGAUUGUCUUUAUUUCAAUAGGAGAUACCAAUGCACAACCGUACGAU